AUGGCUGCCGACAAGGACAUGGACCAGGCACACAUCCAGAGGCUGCUGGCGGCGCUGACGCUGGAAGAGAAAUGUUUCCUGGUAGCAGGCAAGAACAUGUGGGAGACGGCAUCGGUGCCACGGCUGGGCAUAGCCAGCAUCAAGACGACAGACGGGCCAGCGGGCGUGCGAGGCGCCACCUGGACGGACGGCACGCACACGACAUACAUUCCGUGCGGCAUAGCGUUGGCGGCGACGUUUGACGGCGACCUGGUCGAGCGGGUGGGCCAGGUGUUGGGCGCGGAGACGCGCAGCAAGGGUGCCCAUGUGCUGCUGGCGCCGACGAUGAACAGCAGUCGGUCGCCGCUGGGCGGCCGCAACUUUGAGAACUGGGGCGAAGAUCCGCUGCUGACGGGCGUGCUGGCCGCCCAUUACAUCCGGGGCGUGCAGACCGUGCCGGCAGGUGGCCGCGGCGUCGGUGCCUGCAUGAAGCACUACGUCGCCAACGAUAUGGAGACGCGUCGCUUCAACAUGGACGAGGCCAUCGAUACCCGCACCCUCCAUGAAAUCUACCUGCGUCCUUUUGGUCACGUGCUGCGACGAUCCGACACGACGCCCUGGACGGCCAUGGCGGCCUACCCCCGGAUUAAUGGCGCGCACGCGGACGCGAGCCGGCCGCUGCUGGACGACGUGCUGCGCCGUGCCUGGCACUUUGACCGCCUCGUCAUGAGUGACUGGGGUGGCCUGAACGACACGGUCGACAGCCUCGUCGCCGGCACCGACCUCGAAAUGCCCGGCCCACCCAUCCGCUAUGGUCAGCCGCUGCUGGCUGCCGUGCAGGCCGGCCGCGUGACCGAACACCAGCUCGACCAGUCUGUCCGGCGCGUGCUCGAGCUGGUCGCCCGAGCAGGCGCUCUGCAGACGGAAAAGGCAGAGGCCCAAAGCCCGGAACAGGACGCAGACCUGCCCGCGUUUCGUCAGACGGCACGUGAUGCUGCCACAGGAGGGAUCGUCCUGCUGCAGAACGACAACGACACGCUGCCGCUGGACAUGCGUCGGCUCGGCCGGCUCGCCGUCAUCGGUCCCAACGCGGCCACGCCGACGACAGGCGGCAGCGGCAGCGCCUCGGUGAAUCCCUAUUAUGUGACGACGCCGCUGGGUGCGCUGACCGAAGCGGCCCAAAAGGUUGACAGCGCUGUCGAGAUCGUGCACGCGCCCGGCAUCUUGACCAACGCCCAGACCGGCCAGGCCCGGCUGUUUGUGGACGGCAUGCUCGUCAUCGACAACGCCGGCUGGACCGAGGCUGGCGGCUCUUUUAUGAACUGCGGCUCGGCCAACAAGCUGGCCACGCUGUCGCUGCAGGCCGGUCAGUCAUACCGCUUCCGCGUCGACAACGUCGUCGUGCCACCGCCGCUGCCGCCCCACGAUAACACGCUCUUCCACACGCUCUCGGGCCUGCGCGUCGGCCUGCAGCGUCGCAUCGAUGAGGACGGCCUGCUCGCGGCUGCCGUCGAAGCGGCCCGUUCUGCCGACGCCGUCGUCCUCGUGCUUGGCCACAACAACGACACGGAAAAGGAGGGCGUCGACCGCACAUCGCUCGCGCUGCCGCGCCGCUCCGACGAGCUGGUCGCCGCCAUGGCCCAUGCUCUGCACGAGAAAGAUGCCUUCUCUCACACCCAUACGCCCUUUGUCGUCGUCGUGCAGUCGGCCUGUGCCGUUGCUAUGCCUUGGGCAGGUCACGUGCCCGCCAUCAUCCAAGCCUGGUACCAGGGCCAGGAGAACGGCAACGCGCUCGCGGACGUGCUGCUCGGCCGCGUCAGUCCCAGCGGCCGUCUCCCGGUCACGUUUCCACGUCGUCUCGCCGACCACGGGUCUGAUCGCUGGUUUCCCGGCGACGUCGCUGCUGAUCGCGCCGUCUACGGCGAGGGUGUCUUGGUCGGCUACCGCUGGUUCGACGCCCACCAGAUCGAACCGCUCUGGCCCUUUGGCUUUGACUUGUCCUACUCGUCCUUCCGUCUCGACCGCGUCGCUGUCUCUGGCUCCAUUGCCGCCGACCGUGCUGCCCACCUCUCGGCUACCGUCACCAAUACCGGCGGCCGCGAUGCCGCUCACGUCGUCCAGGUCUACAUCGCACCCUCGCCCGCCAUCGCUGCCGCCGGCCUCGACGUCGCCCCCCGCACCCUCGCUGCCUUUGCCAAGAUCGCCGUGCCCGCUGGCCAGGCCCGCAGCGUCUCCAUCGCCCUCGAUCGCCACGCCGUCGAGUGGUUCGACGUCGCGGCCGCCCGCCCCGACCUUCCCCACGACAUCGGCGGCGCCUGGCGCGUCGAUCCCGGCGUCUACACGUGCUACGUCGGUUCCAGCUCGCGCCAUUUUGACGCCGAAGUCAGCGUGGUGGUUGAGUAG
Molecule: messenger RNA, 2382 nt
Organism: Grosmannia clavigera kw1407
Lineage: Eukaryota; Fungi; Ascomycota; Sordariomycetes; Ophiostomatales; Ophiostomataceae
Product: beta-glucosidase
Exons: 1
Coding region: 1-2382 (793 amino acids)
Biological process (GO): carbohydrate metabolic process
Molecular function (GO): hydrolase activity, hydrolyzing O-glycosyl compounds
Source: RefSeq, a predicted model, not a curated record